UGGCUGAAACAUCGCCUGUUGCAUGGUUGCAUGUAAACAAAAGAACUGAUGCAGAGGUUAUCAUUUGGAAUCGGAUCAAAUGGUCGCUAAAAGCAGAGAAUAGUUAAACACUUCAUCAUGGUGUUGGGUUUGUUUGAUUCUGCAGUUCCAUAUAAAGACCAACGAUAUAGUAAACUCAAAAAGCAAUGCAUUAGUAAAGGAGAAUUAUUUGUAGAUCCUGUUUUCCCACCUGACAGUAAAUCAUUGUUCUACAGCAAAGUUGAAAAGGAUAUAGUUUGGAAGAGACCUGGUGAAAUUUCCCGUGAUCCCAAAUUUUUUGUGGAAGGAGCCAGUUUUGAUGACUUUUCACAAGGAAGUCUGGGCAAUUGCUGGUUUGUUGCGGCUUGUGCUUGCCUAACAGCUGAUAGAAAACUUUUAACAAAGGUAGUUCCAGACAUAGAUAAACAAGAAUGGUCAGAAGACAACAAAUAUAGUGGUAUAUUUCACUUUAGAUUUUGGAGAUGUGGUACGUGGACAGAUGUUGUUAUAGAUGAUUACUUACCAACAAAAGGAGGCCAUCUUAUCUUUGUACAGUCUAAAGCAAGAAAUGAAUUCUGGUCAGCACUGCUUGAAAAAGCUUAUGCAAAGUUAUUUGGGAACUAUGAGUCACUGGUGGCAGGCAGACCAAGAGAUGCUUUAGUUGAUAUAACAGGAGGUGUUGGAGAACUUCUCAGUUUAGAUACAUAUAAAACUGAAGCACAAAAAUUGGAAUUGUUUGACAUUUUACAUGAAUCUAUAGAACAGAGAUCUCUAAUGAGUGCCUCCAUUGCUGCAUCAGCCAAUGAAAUGGAAUCCGAGUUAGAUGUAGGUUUAGUGAAGGGACAUGCUUACAGUGUAACAGCUGUCAGGGACAUCAAACUAGGAACAGGACUCUUCUCUGUCUUUAAUGCAGAAAGAAUUCAUAUGGUGCGAUGUCGUAAUCCAUGGGGUGGCACAGAAUGGAAGGGAGCGUGGAGUGAUGGGUCAGCAGAGUGGAAAAAGGUCAGUUCUGGACAGAAAAAAGAUAUUGGACUAACAGUAGAAGACAAUGGAGAAUUUUGGAUGUCAUAUGUAGAUUUUGUGAAGUAUUUUAACCAUGUGGAUAUUUGUCAUGUAAUGAACAUCUCCUUCUUCUCUCUGUCAAAGACAUGGUCAGAAGCAAUAGGUGUUGGUCAGUGGAAAAAGCCAGAUAGAUGUGGUGGAUCAGCAAGUUCUCCAAACUUCCUUAAAAAUCCUCAGUAUGUGUUUGACAUCAAAGGACAAGAAGAUGAUUUAUGGAUUUCACUAGAACAAGAAGAUAAAAGUCGAUUAGAUAAAGAUAAAGGAGGGAAAAAUGCAUCUGUUGGAGCUGUUUUAAUCAAGAUAGAUGAAAAUAGAGAAUUUAGAAUACAUGAUAUGAUGAAGAUUGUACAUCAGAGUACAUAUACCUCAGCUCGAAGUUUGUUGUCAAGGAUACAGAUAAAGAAAGGUCGUUACUGUGUCAUACCUUCUACAUUUGAUGAGGGGAGUGAGUCCCAUUAUGCAUUGAGAUUAUAUUCCAGUGGUAACACAAAUUUCAAAGAAUUAUUAUAUGACGAGCCGCAACCCCCUAAAUGUGGAUUUAUAUGUAAACCAAAGAUAGCUGCUACACAGAUUACUGUUAUAUCUGCAAGGGGAUUGAAAGCUGUUGAUAAGUUAGGCAGUUCUGAUCCAUUCUGCAUCAUUAAAUGUGAAGGUUACAAGGAACAGACAAAUGUGGUCAAGAAAAAUACAAAUCCUGAUUGGGGAGAGAGAUUUACAUUUUAUCAUAAAAAGCCAAAUAAAGAUAUUAUAGUAGAGGUAUGGGAUCACAACAUUAUAAGAGACACUUUUCUAGGUGUGUGUACAGUAUCUAUGUCAGCAGAAAAAAGAAACAAAUAUAAAGAGGAUGCAGCAUUUGAUUUUCCAUUGAAUGGUAAAGGGAAAGAAGCUACUGUUCAGAAAGAUGGAAAGUUAAAAUUAAAGAUUUGGCACACAAAAGACAUGGAACUUGUCUAGUCCUUUAACUUUUACUGAAGUUGUUUUGAAGUCAUGAAUGAAUUAUCUUUUAAAUAAACAUGUCUUUAUGGUCAGAAAAAAAGAAUGAACAGGGAAAGAAAAGAAAGAUGACCAUGUUUUUAAGAAGUAAAGGUAUAUUUAUGCUUUAACUUCAGAAUAUAUCUGUCUCAAAUUAUACCUCCAAAUAGUGAUAUAGAUCUCAGUAGAUUUUAUUUUAAUUUUUCAUCAGCAAUGCAAUACUAUAUGGAUUCUUUUAGGAAUCAUGCCUGUAUAUAAAAUAUUAGCAACUCCAUUGUAUAUAUUACAUAGUAUUGCACUUUUUUCAUCAACAAAAUCUACACAAUAAUAUUAGAUGUAAACAUUCCAUUAUUGGAGUUAGUUACUUGACUGUUCAAACUUUUUUGAAAUAAAACUUUAUAAUUUUAUUUACCUAUAUAUUUUUUUUAAGUGCAUUGUGUUUCAUGUAAAAUUUGUACACUUUUAUUGUAAUACCCAUUUUAAAAGUAGUUUUACUUAUCUGAUCAACAUUUUAUGUAUGCUUUACACUUUUUCAUUCAAAUAGCUUCAUUAUGAUAAAGUUUUCCCUUGAAAAGAAGGACAUGGUGUAGUAAAGGUGUAUUCAUUCUUGAGAUACCUUUGAAUGUAUGUACUAUUUCAAGUUUUCUUAUUAGUUUAUCAAAUAAUUAUGACAUCCAUCAAUAUUAUUUGCUGUAUGAAUACAUUAUUAAAUGCCAAGUUUCCAAACUAAUAUCUUGUUGUGCCUUAGGGUUGUCUAAUUGUUUGUUUUGUUUCUGUUUUAUUAUGUUCCACUAUUCAUAUCCACAAUCCUGUCAUCUUUCCUUGAUUGUGACAUCACAGAUCAUUGAACUGCUUACACUUGGAGCAGAUAAGAUCACCGUCAGUUUUUGGUAGGGUUUGUGUUCCUCAAUAUUAUGUUUUAAGUGUAGUGUUUUGUUAACUAUUGCUUGUUUUCAUUUUUUAUGGCCAUUGUGUUGUCUGUUUUACUUCAAUUUUAGUAACUUCCGUCCCCCUUUUAACAUUUUAGAUCAUUAGGCAAAUAAGGACGGUUUUUGUAAGAUUUAUUUUUCUAAAUAUACACUGUAAUUUGUUGAAUUUCCUUGCAUCUAUGUGCUUUAACACACAGAUACAGAUUUAUUGACAUCUAACAGAGUAUACUGCUGAGACUGAUACAAGAAGCAGUGCUGAAACUGCAGGGAGGUGUAAGCAUUUUCUCCAGUCUUAAGGCCUAACCAUGAAUUUUAAAAUGAAGAACAGCAAUAGAAGUGAUGUUCACUUGCUUUGGGUUUUGUUCAGUGUUAAUUAACACACCUUAUCCCCUGUGCUCUUCCAUUUAAUAUAAUCAAAUUAGACUAUUGUGUUUUGUACAAAUGAACUGCUUAUUUUGCUUUAAUGCCUGUUGUGUUUGCAUUAGAUAUCAGAAUGUUAUGAAACAACCUAAUUAUAAUUUAAAUUAUUUAUUCAAUUUAUUCUUCCUUCUAGAAGUAGCUGGGUUUUUAUAGUUAUCAUUGCAUCAAUUGAUCCUGCCUGUCCAUACAUACACAUAAUCCUCGAUUCCUUUAUAACUACAGCAAUUAUUUCAAUUAAAGUUAAAUCAUGUUUUCUAUAAAUAAUGUAGUCUGGCAUCUGAACAUGUUUUCUACAUUGAUGGUCCCUGAUGUUUAUUUGAGACUAUAUGUCAAUUGAAUUGGUGUAGGACAACGUAUCAUCUUCCAUUUAUUACCCUCUAUUAUGGUUGUGAAGGGUAGCCGAAAUAUUACCAGUCUGUGUUCAGGCUUGAUUUACAAGGAUCUGACAAUUCUUCAUUCUAGUCUUUGAUUGAAAGAUCUUUUGGGAUUUUGUCAUAAUGAUGCUCAGCUUCAAUAAUUUAAAUGCAUAAUUUAAUGAUUACUAGAACAGAAAUUAUAAUGGAGCUUUGUCAGAUCCUUGUAAGCAAAGCAUGGACACAGGAUAUGUAUUUUAAUCAGAUUGAAAUAAAAUCCAUUAUAUAUUGUUGUUGAAAACCAUAUACUUAUAUGGAAUGGGGUCCAAAUAAGAGAUAUUCAUAUACAAUUCAUAUACAGACACACCCUAUGAUUAACAGUUCCAUCCAAACCAAAUAAUUUGAAAUGAAAUUUGUACAACAUAUUUUCUUGUUGUGAUUGUGAGGAAUGAACUUCUGAAACUACUCCACAACCACUUAAGCUUUAAGUGAAUGAUAGGAUAAAAGCACCCUACAUAAUUAUACCCCACGCAACGAGUUGCAGAGGGUAUAAUGUUUUUUGACCCGUCUGUCCAUCUGUCCAUCCGUCAGUCCGUCAGUCCUGUUUCUUGUCAUCGCAACUCCUCUCAAACCACACAACAGAAUUUCACGAAACCUUUUUAGAUAAUAAGGACAUACUAUGUAGUUGUGCAUAUCGACAGGAAAUUACGAUUCAAUUCUUUUUCUAGGAGUUACGCCCCUUUGAACUUAUUUACUUUCAUGUACUACUGCAACAGUUUGUCAUCGAAACUCCUCUCAAACCACACAACAGAAUUUCAUGAAACCUUUUCAGAUAAUAAGGACAUACUACGUAGAUGUGCAUAUCGACAGGAAAUUACGAUUCAAUUUUUUUCCAGGAGUUACGCCCCUUUGAACUUAUUUGCCCAAUAUACUACUGCAACCUUUUGUCAUUACAACUCCUCUCAAACCACACAACAGAAUUUCAUGAAACCUUUUCAGAUAAUAAGGACAUACUACGUAGAUGGGCAUAUCGACAGGAAAUUAUGAUUAAAUUUUUUUUCCAGGAGUUACGCCCCUUUGAACUUAUUUGCCCAAUAUACUACUGCAACCUUUUGUCAUUGCAACUCCUCUCAAACCACACAACAGAAUUUCAUGAAACCUUUUCAGAUAAUAAGGACAUACUACGUAGAUGAGCAUAUCGACAGGAAAUUAUGAUUCAAUUUUUUUUCAGGAGUUACGCCCCUUUGAACUUAUUUGCCCAAUAUACUACUGCAACCUUUUGUCAUUGCAACUCCUCUCAAACUACACAACAGAAUUUCAUGAAACCUUUUCAGAUAAUAAGGACAUACUACGUAGAUGAGCAUAUCGACAGGAAAUUAUGAUUCAAUUUUUUUUCAGGAGUUACGCCCCUUUGAACUUAUUUGCCCAAUAUACUACUGCAACCUUUGUCAUCGCAACUCCUCUCAAACCACACAACAGAAUUUCAUAAAACUGUGUAGAUAAUAAGGACAUACUAUGUAGAUGUGCAGAUUGACAGGAAAUUAUGAUUUAAUUUUUUUUUCUGAUACAAUUUUUUUUUUCUUACACUUAUUUUAUUUCUCCAAUGACAAUGUGGGGACGUGGUGUAUGUGAGCGCGCUCACUAAGGUUCUUUCAUUUUUUCUUCAUUUGUAUUUUCUUGGUAUUGUAUGUAUUUCUUUGAGACAUAAAGAGAUCAGGGGUGGGUUGUGUAUUUAUGAAUUUAUCGCUUCCUGGAAUCCUGUUGAGUUCAAUGAUGGACCUCUGUUUUCCUGUAUGUAAAGUAAAUUUAUUGAAAACCACAAAAAAACAUAUUUUCUUUCCUAGAAUUGUUUUAUUUGUUUGUACAAAAACAUAAUCUAGUAGUUUGUAAACAUGUAUUUUUGCUGUUGUUAAACUUUGUUUUAUAUUUGCCUGUGAUAUUUAUAUGUUGCAUUAUAUUCUGUUAAACUUAACCAGUUAUUUAAGCUCUAUAUAUAUGAUCAACUUUUAUCAAGUUUUAAAAGUUCUGUUUAUUAUCUGAUUUAUAACUGUGUGCCAAGUAAAUUAAUAUAUGCAAUAAAAAACCUUAAGAGCUAAGUACUAAAGUACCAGAAAUAUAUGCAUGAAAUGUUGUUUGUGCUGUAUUUAGACCCCUCUACCAAGAAAUUUGUUUUGCAUGCACACAUAGAAAAAUUGCGGUUUUUAUCAAACGCAAUCAUAGGUUUGAACGUUGUUUUCAAUUUAGACUUGUAUAUAUAUAAGACGUCUAGAUAUUAGUCAACAAUCUUUCUUACGAGGGCGCUGGAUCGUUACGAGUAAUGAUACAUGUACACAAUAAAAAAAAUUAUAUAAACGCCUAAAAAGUGUACAAAACAACACCAAUUUUAGAAAAUGAAAACAUUAAAUGUAAUUAUCUAUAUCUCCGCGAAAAUUGGAAAGAAAUCGAAAAACAUCCUAAACUAUCCAAAAUCUUUCCCGAGCCACCUGUACUGGCUUUCCGUAGGCCCAAAAGCCUUAAAGACUUGCUGGUGAGAGCUGAUUUAUCCUCUAAAACAGGCUCUUCGUCUGUGGGCUCUUGCAAGGAAUGGGAAAACAAACGAUGUCUGACUUGCAAACAAAUACUGAAUACCCAGACUUUUAACAGUCACUCCACUGGUACGGAAUACACCAUAUUUUGCAAUGUUAAUUGCAAGACUACAAAUGCUGUGUAUCUUCUACAGUGUAAAUGUGGUAAACAGUAUGUUGGCGAGUCAGAACAGCCAUUUCACAAACGAAUGAACGGCCAUUGUAGCGAUUAUGAAUGCAAGCCAGACCUUCUUCUGUCGAUAUUUGAGAUCCCCUGGCCACACUAAGGCAGAUCUCAAUCGACUGACCAUUACAAUCAUAGACCACAACACUGCUCGGUCUAGGGAAGAGUUCACUUUGGAAAGAUUUUGGAUAAGAAAAUUAAAAACUUUGGCACCAAAUGGGAUAAAUGAAAAGGUGUAGUUCUAAUUCGCGCAGUGCUUUUUAUUUGGGUUAUAUUACAUAUUACUACACAGUCUCUGUUGCUAUUUCUUUACCUUUGUCAACUCUAAAAUUCUUGUAUUAUACCAGUUUAAAUCGCAGGGUUCUAUUCAUUUGGGAUGUACAAGUAGGCAGUCACGUUUAAUUACUCAACCUUUGUAAAAAUUUAUAUCUUUUUUGAAUCAUUAUCAAAAUGCUAUUUAUUUUGGAUGUUUAAAUACGCAGCCUCUGUUGUAAAUACUUUACUGUUGUCAAAUUUGAAAUAUUAUACCAGCUUAGAUCGGUCAGUGCUGUUCAUUGGGAAUGUAUUUCCACGUAGUCGUCAUUGUAAGAUCCUAACUGUCGUCUUCUUUGAAAUUUUAGAAUUGUACCAUGCAGUUCAUAUCACACAUUACUAUUUUUAUUUGAAGCAUAUCUAUGAAGUCUCUGUUGUAAAUAGCUAUAUAACCUACGUCAUUUUACAAGCAUUUUUGUGUUCGGUUUUAAUUGUUUUCAUUGUAUAAAUUUCAAGAUUGUUAUAGUUAAAUCAGAAUAGAUUGGUAUUAUUCAUUUUACAUCAUAAGCAUACUGAUGAAGGAUAACUGUUAUCUGAAAUAUUUAUAGAUAAUUACAUUUAAUGUUUUCAUUUUUAAAAUUGGUGUUGUUUUGUACACUUUUUAGGCAUUUAUAUAUAUAUAUAUUAAUAUAUAUAUAUUUUCUGAUUUAUUAUUUGUUGGCAAUUGAAAUGUAAAGUGUAUUUAAACACUAAAAUGAAGACAUAUAAUCUGAUUUUUUAAAGUUAAAUUUAUUGCUUUAAGUUUUUUUUUUAGAUAUAUCAGAGAGUCUGUCAUUUAGCCUUUAACGAAGUGAGCUGGUACUCACACACUGUUGUAACACCUUAUAUUGACUGGAAUUUUUAAAACAACGCUCUGUUGCCAACUGUUCAAAAUGCAAGAAAAAAAGCAAUAACAGUGACAGAAAAUAAAAAAAAAAUAUGUACCUUUGCUUUCUUUAAAUAAUUGAUGUUUCAAAAAAAUCAUUACCAUGCAUUAGUCUUUAUUGUAAAACAUUAGCAGUAGAAUUAAACAUAACUUAAUUCUGAUGAAAGUUAUAUUUUUGUAAAAAGAGUUAAAAAUUUCAUAAAUAGUAUGUGCAGUCUGCUGCUAAAAAUUAAGUGUGUAAGUUAAAAUGAUUGAAUUUAACAUUUUGGUGUGUUGCCAUUUUAACAUUUUGAAUGUUGUAAAUAAUUAUUUGAUUUACUUACUUUAAGGAAUGAAAAUUCUAUUUUGGUACUUUGAUAGUUUGAAUGCUUAGACAUUUCUUUAGUCUUGGAGUUUUCCAACAAAGCAUUGUAUAACAAUAAAGAUGAUCAUUUUAUGCUUUAUCUAUCAAAGGAAAGUCAUCAUUUACUGGUCAGAAAUACUUGAACUGUAGAUCAAAAUUAUCUUGUUGAUUGCUCAAAUUAUUUAUAUCAAUGUUUUAUGACUAAAAGCUUUCUGUGAUAUUAUCAAGGCAUCUAUUUAUUGUUUAAAUACCUUUAUUGUAUAUAGGAGCAACAAUUUAUUGGUGCAAAUUCAAUUGUUUUUAAAAAAUUUAAUUUUUGAAUGUCUGUUGGAUGUAACUUGCAAUGAUGCAAGUGGAAUGUAUGGUGUGAAAUAUAUUUUCUAAAAAUGAGUACUAGUACAACCAUUUACAGAAAUGUAGGUACAAGGAAUCUAAAAAAAAAUUAUGUUUGAAAGGUAUUACUACAUUUUAUUAAAAUAUAUUUUUUUUUGUGAUAGAGUAGUUAAUUUUCAUAUAUUUAUUUAAAUUAAUAAAUUUCUAUGUUACAUAUAA
This is a messenger RNA of Mytilus californianus (California mussel), 8574 nucleotides long. Its product is annotated as calpain-5-like. The coding region runs from base 118 to 2034 and encodes 638 amino acids. The transcript has 13 exons. Gene Ontology annotation, biological process: proteolysis. Gene Ontology annotation, cellular component: cytoplasm. Lineage: Eukaryota; Metazoa; Mollusca; Bivalvia; Mytilida; Mytilidae. Gene Ontology annotation, molecular function: calcium-dependent cysteine-type endopeptidase activity. The record is from RefSeq and is a predicted model, not a curated record.